AUGUGCAGCAACGAAAGCCCACCAAAUACGUCUCCACGAUUGCCGAUGCCUUUUCCAUUAGAAGCCAAUGGUCCACGAGCAUUGCUCUCGAUAGAUCACUACCGUCUUCAACUAUAUCAGUAUGCUGUAGCAGAACGUCUAAGGUAUCCGCUUCUUAAUCCAUUUCCAUCAUCUUUAACUUGCUACCCAUUAUUUCCACGCGCUCUACAACCAGAAGAGCCUAAACCUCAACACAGUUAUAUCGGCCUUAUUGCAAUGGCCAUUUUAGGCUCUCCAGAAGGAAAAUUGGUGCUUUCGGAUAUUUAUCAGCAUAUCCUGGAUAACUAUCCAUAUUUUCGUUCGAGAGCGCCAGGUUGGAAAAAUUCAAUACGUCACAAUUUAUCCCUAAAUGAUUGCUUCAUUAAAGCAGGGCGUAGCGCUAACGGCAAAGGCCAUUACUGGGCAAUACAUCCAGCUAAUGUUGAAGAUUUUCGCAAAGGUGACUUUAGACGACGUAAAGCACAAAGGAAAGUUCGCAAACAUAUGGGUUUAGCAGUUGAUGAGGAUGGUGCAGAUUCACCAAGUCCACCACCACAAUCAGUAAGUCCUCCAGUACUUCCUGGACCAUCGACAUCAGUUUUUCCAUCAUCUUCGCAUACGCGAAACACGAGAAAGCGACAAUUUGAUGUCGCAAGUCUCUUGGCACCCGAUUCUGGCGAAGAAACCAAUGAAGAAGACAUUGAUGUUGUUUCUAGUGAUCAACAAGACUCUGUAGAGUCUAAAGCAUGGCCAAUGUUUCCUAUAGUGAAUUAUUAUCAAGCGUUACUGCAAACCAGGUCAACGACGGCAGAUUCCUUAGUUACGGAUCCGACGCAUAACGUGAGUCCAGACUCUUAA
This is a messenger RNA of Ceutorhynchus assimilis (cabbage seed weevil), 876 nucleotides long. The record is from the annotation of a GenBank genome assembly. Lineage: Eukaryota; Metazoa; Arthropoda; Insecta; Coleoptera; Curculionidae.